AAAUAGAGAGAUAGUCACUGGCAACAAACCCAAGAUCUAAGAAGUUAGAAAUAUUUUUCAAAUCCAUUUCUUCUUAGGUCUUGUUGGUAAUGGCACUAACUCCUAAGAAAAAGAAAAAUGUUCAACCAUUAUUACCAUUAGAAUCAUCUGAUCCACCUCCUCCUCCUAUUACUACUAGUUCUUCACCACCUGCUGAUAAGGGUAAGCGCACAAAGUGUCCUGGAGUUCGUAAAGUUGGGCGCAAAAUCUAUGAUUCUGAGAAUGGAACUACUUGCCAUCAGUGCCGGCAAAAAACCAUGGAGCUAGUAGCUGCAUGCAAGAACGAUAGCAAACCUUGUACGAGCGCCCAAAAAAAAAUGAACCUUGCAAUUUAAAAUUCUGUCACAAGUGCCUCACAAAUAGGUAUGGAGAAAAAGCAGAAGAGGUGAAAUUACUGGAUGGAUGGAAAAAGAGAGGAGACGAACCUACUGGUAUCUUAAUUCAUAGAGCCAAAGCAACGGGAUAUGAAUCCGUAUCACAACUGCUGACUCUCAGAGGCCCUGAGUGUCUGGUUUCCUUAAAGAGAAAACAUUCUUCUUCUAUCAAGAAGGUAUUUGGGAAGGAAAAUUCUCAAGAUGGAAAUGCUAUUCCAGAUUUGAAUGAGAAGCCAUUAGAAUCAGAAAGUGAUGAGAAUACAAUUCAGAGAAGCAAUUGUAAAAUACCCGGCGAUACUGACCAGAAUAUUAAUUUUGGAGGUGCUAUUGUAAGUUCUCCAGAGAGAAACAAUAGUGAGAGCAUGCAUGAGGACGAUAUUAGCCCUGAAACAAAGAAGUCUAAGAAAUCCCGAGUAUCGAAGGGUGAUGACGGGAAGACGGGUGAAACAAAUGCUGAUGAAUUGAAUGAUUCAGUAAUCAACCCUGCAGAAUUUGAUACUCCAUUACCUCAAGGUGUUGAGCUAAUAACUAUAGCUGGCAUUGCCCUACCCUCUGAAGAUGCUGGACAUGCUCUUCAAUUCCUAGAAUUCUGCAAUGCUUUUGAACAGGUUCUAGAUUUGAAGAAAGGACAGACUGAAUCUAUUCUUCAAGAACUACUAACAAAUGGGUGUAGUAGUAAGAGCCCCGGACAGUGCUCUUUGGUCAUUCAGAUGCAUAUCCAAUUGCUGUCUUUGAUACAAAAGGACACGGGAGAAGAAUCUACGCGUCCUUCAAGUGUAGAUAAUUCGUGGCUGCAAGCUUUGGACAAAUGUGUUGCUGAGUCCAGCUAUGCUUUGAAGGAAUUUCCUUUGACAAAUUGCUUUCAAAAGGAUGUGGAUGUAUAUAACAGGCUAGAACUCUCGCAAAAGUUGAGACUUUUGAACUUCUUAUGUGAUGAGACCCUCGGAACCACAACCAUGCGAAGAUGGAUUGACGGUGAAAAGGAUAGAUGUUCUGAAAGAGUGAGGAAGGCCAAAGAAAAGGUUGAUGUUGCAAAACAAAAGGAAGACAAACUGAUUCUGAAGAUGCGUGAGGAGGUUGCAAACUCUGUUAUUGCCUCUGAAAGUGGUGAUUCUGUAUCUAUUUCUGAGCAUGAGGAACGUAUUUCAAAGAUUCAAGCUGAAGCAGCAAAUGCUCAUGCGGAGAAACUAGAAGCAAAGCACAUGGUGCCUAAGAAAAACCAAAGAUCACAUGCGUAUAGAACGGAACCUAUUCUUUCGGAAGGAAAUGGCCAUACAUUUUGGAGUCUCAAAGGCCAUUCAUCUGGAUCGUCAAUCAUGCUUCAAGAUGUUGGAAGCUGGGAUUCUGAUACACCUGGAGAUAAGUGGUUCUCGUAUGAUUGUGAGCAGCAAACAGCAGUUGAGGAUUACAUCUCUUCCAUAAGAAAGAGAAGACUUAGGCUGAAACAUGAAGAUGCCAACAGGGAUAAGUAACAUAACGCAAAAUCUUUAGAAUAAGCAACCUUCGUAAUUAUUCUGGAGUAAGGCAUGUUUGAGGUACUCAUCUUACUAUAUUGCAUGUCUAUUGACAAUCUAUAAUUACUUACAUUUUCUUUUUCAAAUUUUUUUUUCAUUAUGUAGAUUUUUUAAGGUUUACAGGUAAAAAUUUAGAUUAACUACACGUCCUAUAUUCUUCGAGAUUAUCCAUCUCAAAAUUAACGUACGAGUGGAUUGUUUGUUCUUCCAAUCAAUACAAACUAAUGAUUUUCUUGAGAAAUGUGGGCAUGCAAGAAUUAUGUUGUUAUAAUUGCUUAUUUCGUUAGAAAACUUUCUACCUCUUUGCGAUGAAGUUAAUAUUGCAAUUUACUUGUUUUCCUUUUAGACUGUAUUUGCUUAUUACGUGUAACUAGAGUUUCUCCCAGGUGAAAUUCAUUCAGUUCAAGGAUGCUCAAGAACUGCAGAAACUAAAGAUGUUACCCUGUCCUUUUCCAUCUUAAUACCGAUCGAUUUUAUUAUUAUAACUGAGAUACUAACUGUUUUGUUCCUUCACAGAUUAGACAAGGAAAGGAAGGGAAAGAAAUCUCUGUAGGUCUUUGCUGGAGAUUUCAUAAACAUUGUUAUACAUGUAUACAAUAUAAUGUAUGUAAGCUGUUCAAAUAGGAGUACAGGAGAGAUGGUUCGUGAUCUUACAAAUGUUACAUACAUACUGUUACUAGGCAAAUAGAUUUUAAUUUCCUUUAGACAUACUGUUACUAGGCAAUUUGAUUUUAAUUUCCUUUAGACAUGUUCAGAGAUGUUGAUUCAGUUUUAUUCCUCUGCAAA
Papaver somniferum (opium poppy) is the source of this 2713-nucleotide messenger RNA. RefSeq lists its product as uncharacterized. Gene Ontology annotation, biological process: regulation of DNA-templated transcription. Lineage: Eukaryota; Viridiplantae; Streptophyta; Magnoliopsida; Ranunculales; Papaveraceae. The record is from RefSeq and is a predicted model, not a curated record. Gene Ontology annotation, cellular component: nucleus. The transcript is spliced from 12 exons. The coding region runs from base 776 to 1885 and encodes 369 amino acids.